Messenger RNA from Closterium sp. Yama58-4, 3240 nucleotides. NCBI's taxonomy places the organism in Eukaryota, Viridiplantae, Streptophyta, Zygnematophyceae, Desmidiales, Closteriaceae. The record is from the annotation of a GenBank genome assembly.
AUGGAGCGAUGUGCCUAUCAUAGAUUUCCGUUAUUGAAUGAUUCAAUAAGUUCGUCGCUACCAGCGCAAGCCUGCGACUCUUUUGAUGAGCCUGUCGCCAACCCGCUUCGCAUAAAUUUUACCAACCGCAGCGGGAAGAGAUUUUGGAGCCUUCUUUUGGGGAAAUUUCGCUCCUUCAGCCUGUGGGAGUCAACUCAAUGCCGCUCGAAGCGCGGCAAAGGCGACGACUUGUCGCCAACGCCGGUUGCGGGAAUCCGUUCGUUUGUCGUGAUUGGAGCUGUCCUCGCUACAGUGUUUGUCGCUUCGUUAACAGCCAUCGGGGGAGUCGUUCAGCUUCCGCUCCCGCAGAACACGCAGGGUUCGCGGAACCUUCUCUCGUCGCCGGGUGACGUCACAGUAGAGCUCAUUAGCACCGACUGGAAAGGACACGAGGAGGGUAUCGGCGCCGGGAAAGGCGCUGUGGAUGGCGGGAACGUGAUCCAUGUCGUCGAAAGCUGGCGAGGCGCGUUUUCCGGGGAGUCUGUGGCUGUGAAAGAGGUUCGAGAAGUCCCGCGGGAAGCGGAACGGCGGAAAGGCAAGCGGGGAAAGUGGAAGUCCGGGGAAAAGCGAGGGGAGGUUGCGACUGUGGAAGACGGCCCGCGGGAAGCGAACCGUCGAGGGAAAGGCAAGCGGGGAAAGUCGCGGGUGGGGGACAAUCGAGGGGGGAAUAUGGCGGGAAAGGGGCGCAUGGGUGAUGAGGGUGGCAAAGGGGAGAAAGGAGUGGUUGUUGAGAGGAAGGAGAAGGGGAAAAGGAAGAAGCGGGAAGAAAAGAUGUGGCACGCCGCAGACCAGCACGCGGCGGGAGAGCAGCUGGAGGAAGGAGGACGUAAAGGUGGGAGCGAUACGCGGCAAAUGGAGGAGGUUGAGGGGAAGGCGGAGGGGGCUGCUGGCGGGCAGGAGGGGCAACUCAGCAGCGCAGGGGCGCAGGCAGUCGAGGCGGGUGGAGAAGCGCGGGUUGUGGCACAGGCGGAUGCGACAGUCGAAGCGGAUGUCGCAGGGGAAGCGAAUGUCGCAGGGGAAGCGAAUGUCGCAGGGGAAGGAGAAACUGCGGGAGAUUCAAAGGCAACAGAAGAAGCGGCGGCGGCGGCAUCUGCGGGUGGAAUUAGCGCCGCUGCUGUCAUUGCUGUGGCCCAGGGCAACCUAGGCGCGCGCCUGCAGGCGCUCUGCCUUGCGCCCGCCGUCCGCGCGGUUUGGGGCGCGCGCGCUCUGGGGGAAGCAGACGCGGGGAAGGCGGAAGGAGUUAAGGCGGGGGAGGUGGCCGUUGUAUGGAGUGACUCGGCUGUUGCGGACGCUGGCGGCAGUCGCAAGAAGCGACCCGCAGGGGAGGGGUUCUUGGAUUUAUUUGACGGGUUUCCCAGUGUAGACGCAUUAGGAUUAGACGAGAAGGAAAAGGCUGUUUGGCCGAGUGUGACUGUAAUGGAAGCAGCCUCUGCUGCUCCUCUAAUAGAGUCACGGAAAGUGGUGCAAGUGUCCCUGCCGGCUUGUGUAGACGAAGGGUCAGAAUCGGCCAAUGAGAGCACGACAAGUGGUAGCAGCAGUAGCAGGGCUGAGGUGCCUGAGUUGACUUUGUCGCUGUGGGUACCUACUGAACUAAUCCACGUGGCAAGCAGGGAUUGGCCCUUUCUUCCCACCUUUCUCCGACCCCUCACCUGUCCCCUCCCCGCCCCCCCCCCUCCCCUCCGCGUCUCCCCCCAGACCCCCCCCAAGGCAUGUUCCGCCCUCCGCCUCUUCCAGUCGUGCCUGGGCGCUCUCCAGCCCUCGCCACGUGUCAGCAGAUUACUGGAGGAGGGGGCGCUUGGGGAAACGGGAGCAGCGUCUGGGAGCCCUGAGGGGGAGAUUAAGGAGGGUGGGGGAAGAGGGGUAAAGAGGGGAUUUAGGGAGAGACUAGCGCGUAGCACGGCGGUGUAUCUGGAAGCCAAUCAGGUGAUGCCAGGUGGCACGUGCGGAGGGUGCCCCGAGGACCCUCUACUCAACUGCACGCUUCGCACGCUAACGUGGCGCUACCUGCACGUGCCGUCCAACUCGUCUGACGUGGACUUCACUGUAGCAGCUGCCUCUGCUACAGACGCUGCUACACUGUGGCCAGCUGGAGAUACGCGGCGGGCAGAUGAUACAUGCAUACGUGCAUGUAUUCAUCUGGCGGAGCUGCUGCUGCUGUCGUGGGCUCGAGGGCUCAUCCACUCGCGGCCAUCUGUAGAGGCGCUCUUCAUUGCCGCGCAGGGAAGGCGGCACCGGGCGAGCCAAUCCUACAUUGGGGGGGGGAAUGGGGCCUCUGCAGGGGCGGUUACAGCCCCCGUGGCAGCUGCAGCCUCCCCUUUAGCAGCUGCGUUUGCGGUGGAGGAGAGUGUGUGCGCUGCCCCCCGUGCGGCUGGGUUUGUCAACCAGAAGUUCCUGCAGCAGAUGCUCGUCGAUGAGGAGCUCGAGACAGUGUACUGCUCGGUGCCAAAGGUUGCUUGCACGAGCUGGAAGGAGUGGUUCCGCGAGCAACUAUACAAGCGGCUCGGCGGCAACAAGUCACCCACAGUGCAGCGGUUCGCACGCAACUCAGUGCACAGCCCACUGCAGAGCGGGCUGAGCAUCAUGGGGUACGGGUUUGCGGAGCACGAGAACAUCCGCCUCCUCACGCGCCCCGACUUCUUCAAGUUCUCGUUUGUACGCAACCCGUUUACGCGGAUUGCGUCGGCGUAUUUGAACAAGCAUGUGAACGGGGGAGGCAUGCACGGCCGCAAGUAUUGGAACGAGCGCUUCUUUAUGGGAAUCCCGGCGUACAGCACGUUCAUAAAGAGUCAGAACGGCAGCGACUUCAUUCCCUUCUCAACCUUCAUGUCGUUCCUCCAGCGACAAGCCACACGCUGCAUAGAGUGCAUGGACCCCCAUGUCCGCCCCCAGAUCGAGCUGUGCAAGAUGGAUGCGAUCCGAUAUGAUUUUAUCGGCCGGUUUGAGAAUCUAGAGGAGGAUGUGGCAAAGGUGAUGCGACAUUUUGGGAAGGAGGAAAAGAAUCCUUUCCAUGAUGCCCAUUGGGCACACCCAACUAAUGCUUCAGCUAGGCUUCUCGAGCUGUAUGACAAGAGUGCAUUCGAGGAUGGUACAGCCGCAUACAGAUCAGAUUUCAGUGUUCCCCUGAAUGAUUUAGAAUAUGGACCACCACAAACUCUAGUGGACAAGUUUGAGCCUAAGAGCAAAAGAAAUAAGAUUGUGUAA